Molecule: messenger RNA, 2636 nt
Organism: Pectinophora gossypiella (pink bollworm)
Lineage: Eukaryota; Metazoa; Arthropoda; Insecta; Lepidoptera; Gelechiidae
Product: organic cation transporter protein-like
Exons: 6
Coding region: 704-2386 (560 amino acids)
Biological process (GO): transmembrane transport
Cellular component (GO): membrane
Molecular function (GO): transmembrane transporter activity
Source: RefSeq, a predicted model, not a curated record
AUUAAAUUCAUAAUAAUCUAAAUUAAAAUUACAACUCAUUCCCUGAGCCUCAGGAAUAUUUGCAGAGGCACGCACUGAUAGCUUUCACGCCAUCAUUAGGUAGAAAGCGGCCUCUAUGAUGCAGCCCCUUUGCGAUAGCCACAGCACAGUCCUGAAUAUGAUCGCUGCACGACCAGACCGUCUCUUUCAGAAAGACUGCGUCGAGAAAGCCAUAUUAAUAAGUACUAACAUUACUAGCCUAGGUUAGGACAAUUGUAACCAACAAUUUAACAAAAUUAUGGAUGUAAUUUCUGAAAAAAAAAAAUUAUGACAUAUACAUCUAAUUUCUUUUUAAAUCAGCUGUAUACGAAACAAUGACAUUGCAUUCGCUGGAAUUUAAAUAGAUUUUAUAGAUAACAAAAAUGUCGGUUAUCUUUGAUAAAAUACUUUAGCUAGGCAAUAUAAUUUAUUGUAUACCAAUUCGUGGUCCAGGCAUGAUCAAUUAGAAUACAUACAUCAUUAACAGUAUCAUCAUCAAAUCGAUAAUACAUAAAAAAGGGUUGAGAACUUUAAGUUCAUUUGAGUGCGGACCACGCAGUCAAUAGCACCAAUACUUGCAUUCAUUAAAAAUAUUUUAAGUAUAUUACAAAUGCAAAAUUUUCUGAAAUAAUAUUACAAUAUUUGAUGAGUUUUCUUAAAUAAUUACUUAAAAAGUUUUAUAACGAUGGAGAAGACAGAAGAAACCCCGCAAGAGCCGGAGAUAGAAAAGUCUCGCGAGGAGUCGUCACAGGCGGUGGACCUGGACCGCAUCCUGAUCGAGGAGUUAGGGCAGUUCGGAUUGUACCAGCUACGAGGGUUGUUGUUGGCUAUAGUGGUGGUAGUGUUCGGCGCGUGGGCCGCCGUCGAGUACAUUUUCACCACCGCCAGAAUUGAAACACGAUGCCUGAUCCCGGUGUGUGAGAACGCCGCGACAGUUGAGUUCUCUCCAUCGUGGCUGGGCAACGCCGUGCCGCUGACAGACAGCGGCAGGUUCGACAACUGCCAGCGGUUCGCCAACACCAGCGCCACCGAUGUCACCGGCACCUGCCCCGCCCUCCUCUUCAACCAGAAUAAUGUCAUCUCUUGCGAAGAAUACGUCUACGCUAAUGCAGAAACUGUUGUGUACGAUUACGACCUGGCAUGCGACGAGUGGCGCCGGUCGCUGAUCGGGUCUGUGCGCACAGUGGGCGUGCUGCUGGCGAUGCCGCUAACGGGCUACGUGUCAGACCGCUGGGGCCGCCGCACGGCCCUCGUGCUCAACGCCGUCAACACCGCCUGGCUCGGCGCCAUACGCUACUUCGCCAACACCUACAUCGGCUUCCUUAUCUCGCAGUUCACUGAAGCCAUGUUUGGUGCCGGUGGCUUUAACUGCACUUACAUCUUAGUUAUGGAGUUGAUGGGUCCUAAGUACCGCGUGGCGGCUGGGGCGACCUUGAACACAUUCUUCGCCGUGGGUCAGGUCACCAUGGGUCUAAUCGCGUGGGGCGUGCCCACGUGGCGGCAGCUCACACUCGCUCUCUACGUGCCGCAGUUCAUCACCAUCUCUUACAUUUGGAUCAUGGCUGAAUCUGUCCGUUGGUAUAUGAGUAAGGGCCGAUACGAGGAGUCGGAAAAAGUAUUGCUCGAGGUGGCUCGAGUGAACAAGAAAACAUUGUCAAUGAAAUCUCUAGAAGCGCUGCGUGAGAGCGCGGAAGAGGAGAAGCGUCGGCAAGAACUGGCAAAAGCGCAAAAGGCGCAGGAGCCCCUACUACUGGUGCAACUGUGGCGCAACAAGCGCGUUCUGCUGCGCUGCUGCGUGUCGCCCGUCUGGUGGAUCACCACCACCUUCAUCUACUACGGCCUCUCCAUCAACUCGGUCAACAUGUCUGGCAACAAAUAUCUCAACUAUGUAGCGGUGUCGGCCGUAGAGAUUCCUGGUUUCUGGACGUCAUUCCUGCUCAUGGGCAUAGUUGGCAGGAAACCAGUUUUGAUAGGUGCGUUUUGGAUUUGCGCUGCUUGCCAAGUUGCGUACAUUUUUAUGCCUAACAACCUGUACGGGGUGUCGCUGACGGUGUAUUUGAUUGGCAAAUAUGCGAUCGCAAUGGUGAUGACAGCAGUGUACGUGUACACGGCCGAGCUGUACCACACCAAGCACCGCAACACGCUCUUCGCCUUCGCCUCCAUGAUGGGCCGUAUCGGCGCCAUCGUCGCGCCUCUCACACCCGCAUUUGGCGCGGCGACAUUCGAGCAAUUGCCGUUCGUGUUGUUCGGCGGGUUCGCGCUGGUGGCUGGUCUCCUGGUACUCCUCACGCCAGAGACGCUCGGAACUAAGUUCCCCGACACCAUCGAGGAAGCCAACGACAUGGGCCGGACCAAGAACACCUCCUGAGAGUGCUGGCAACCUGCGUCCCAGAGGGAAGCUGCGUAGCUUAGAUAUAAGAAAAAACAAAUAUUCCCAAUUGGGCUGGUCAGAGGUACAUCCAUCGCAGGAGUACCCAUUCAUCACCGAGUUGUUUUUUAGAUCAACGUAAUUCCGUGGUCUUGGUAAAAGAAUAACGACUGGUGUUAAAAUAAUAUAUUGGAUUUACACUAAAAGCGUACCAUAAUCUCAUUCUGUAUUUUAUAAUAUAACCUAUAAC